UCUUGCAUUGGGUGGGGUGUAGAACCGAGAGUGUGAUGCAUUUGAAGGCGGAACUACACUGCUGAGAGAAGAUAGAAGUUUCUGGUUUGCAAGUGAAGACGGAAAAGAGGCAGCAUUAAAUAUGAAAGUCGGUCACACUUUGAGCUGCUUCAUCUUCCUCAGCCUGCAUGGAACCAUUGGUCUCGCUAAUGCAGAAGGUUCCGUCCAUACAGGGAUGGACUGCAGUAAUGCCCAGUGUGUUGACCCCUGUCAUAGCUACACCGUACUGAAUGAUGACUGGCGUUCAACAAAUAACACAGAUAUUCAGGUCGUACACUGUGAUAAAAACAUUGAUUGGGAAGGCUGGUAUCGCCUGUUUCUAGGGGAAUCCAGUGCUCAUAUUCCAGAGAGGUGUCUAGACCCCAACAGGUGUGGAACUCAUGCUCCAUUGUGGAUAACACAGCCUCAUCCCACACAGUCGGGUGAAAUUGUAACUCGCACCGUGUGCAGUUCUUGGGAAGGCAACUGCUGCAAAUUUGAGUCACACACCAUCCAUGUCAAACGCUGCUAUGGAAACUACUAUGUUUACAAACUCGUGAAGCCAGCUGAAUGCCAUCUUGCAUACUGUGCAGAGAUGAACAUAACAGAUCCUAGAGUUCCUGUUACCACACCUGCUUCAACACCACAGACCUCGUCACCCACUCAGGUCCAUAUCACCGUUACAACAGCAGUGGAUAACAGCACAGCAGUUGAGGGGGAGGUCCGCCUGGUUAAUAGAGGUAAUGACUCCUGCUCUGGCAGGGUGGAGAUCUUCCAUGGUGGACAGUGGGGGGCGGUGUGUGAUGAUGCCUGGAGCCUGGGAGAAGCGCAGGUGGUGUGUAGACAAUUGGGCUGUGGCAGGCUCAUCUCCAUACCAACAAAUGAACAAUUUGAACAGGGCACAGGACACAUCUGGUUGGAUAAUGUCACAUGCUCAGGCAGCGAAUCACAGCUCUCUGAGUGCCAUCACUCAGUGUUUGGAUCCCACAACUGCAGCCACCAUGAGGAUGCUGGUGUCAUCUGUGAAGGCUCUCACCCAGAUUUCUCCCUGCUUUUGGUUGUUGUAAUUGUGGUCAUGGUAGUACUGAUGCUGCUUUCUGUUCUGAUGUUGAUCUACAAAAGGAGGACCGAGAGCUCCGUUGAUUUGGACAGAAGGAGAAACUCAGACCACAACCAGACUGAGAUUGCCCUCUAUGAAAAUUUUUGUCCAGUCUCCAGAUGUGAAGAUUCAAUCUACCAGAGCCUCGAUCUUGCCAGCAGUGACCAAGACCAAACCUACUGCAGUCUCACGCACUCAAAAUAGCCCGUUUUCAGACAUGCAUUCAGAUCAUGUCAUAUGACACAUAAAAGGCUUAUUUUUAUGUCAGUGCACACAAAGUCUGAAGCCGAAAGCUUGGCUUAACAGAGGAAGUUGAUAAUGUGAUACCUGUUAUCUCCAACUGAGGUUUUAGUUUUCAUCGAGCCAGCUAAUUCAAAGAAGGCCUGUCUGUGUUCAUAGUGUACCCCUCUGGUCAGACAAAGCUAUACACACACUUAACCUAUUGGUAUAUUUGAAGGAUUUUGCUCAUUAUCAGUUUAAAAGAUGUUGGCUAUUUUUUUAAAGUCAGUGUUUACCUUUGUACCUUUUAAUGUGCCUGAUGUAGUGAGUUUUUCUUGUUCACCUGUAGCUUUGGCAAUUCUUGAUAACUGAGCCUCAGACAGUGAGAUUCACUGAGCAAUUCACACAGCAGCAGUAAACCAAAGUUUGCAUCUAUUUAGUGAAGAAAGCAAAAUAUCUUCUUUAAGGUUAAAAUCAAUUAUUUUUGCAACAGUAGAUAUGAUAGUAGAGGUUUCAUUUUUAAGGAAAAAAAAGCUUUGAGCACCUUGAUUUGCAUUCACACAGGAAGCAAGGCGGCAACUAGUGUCUAAAGAAAGUCAGUAACAUUCAGUAACUUCAAGCAAAAUACCUCCUGGUGAUGCAAAAUGAGUGGGUCGUGAGUCAAACUUCUCAUGACAAGCAAUUACCACGGAGAGUAGAAAUGAAAAUAUUGAUGAUUAACCUAUGACAGGGCGGUAUAGAUUAGGCAACCAGAAGCUGUAAUUUCCACUAGCGGCUGAAUGUUAGCAGCAAAGUGAUGCACAAUGUGAGUCACUUCCUGUGUGAAUGCCCUUUUACUUGUUUUGUAAUCACUGGCUACAACAAACUCACACUUUGAAGCCACCAGGCUUCUGCUGCUCGUGUUGUCAUGGUAGGAGUCUUCUGUGGUCACUGUUUAAGUACCUCGAUAACAAAGCAGUAAAGGUUCUAUUGCCACAUCCUGUCUGAGUAAUUUUCCUGAUGAUGUGCGUCAGUUUACCAACUUGCAAUGUGACUUCCAGGAGAAUAAAGCACCAUUCAACAAAGCAAAAGUCAUCUCAAACUGGUGUCAUUAACACUUUGUUAAGCUUCAAUCACAGCACACUUUAAAGAUACAGUGAAACAGAAAUUUCAGUGUGCAGCUGACAAAAUCUGAAGAAAUUUGAUUGCAGGAUUCAUAUUUUUGGUGAUUUUCUCUGUGAGAAACAUAUUUGCUACUCAGAAAAAAGAAAGGAUUGAAUUUUUCAUGCAUUUGUGAAUCUUAUAUACAUUAUGCCGUGCA
This is a messenger RNA of Oreochromis aureus, 2636 nucleotides long. Its product is annotated as pancreatic secretory granule membrane major glycoprotein GP2-like. The transcript has 7 exons. The coding region runs from base 122 to 1321 and encodes 399 amino acids. The record is from RefSeq and is a predicted model, not a curated record. Lineage: Eukaryota; Metazoa; Chordata; Actinopteri; Cichliformes; Cichlidae. Gene Ontology annotation, cellular component: membrane.